Eriocheir sinensis (Chinese mitten crab) is the source of this 6623-nucleotide messenger RNA. RefSeq names its product sorting and assembly machinery component 50 homolog. The transcript has 12 exons. Gene Ontology annotation, biological process: mitochondrial respiratory chain complex assembly; protein insertion into mitochondrial outer membrane. The record is from RefSeq and is a predicted model, not a curated record. NCBI's taxonomy places the organism in Eukaryota, Metazoa, Arthropoda, Malacostraca, Decapoda, Varunidae. Bases 77 to 1546 code for a protein of 489 amino acids. Gene Ontology annotation, cellular component: SAM complex; outer membrane.
CAGGGUGUCGCGGCGGGCGGGUCUGGCAACACUGCGGCCGGUCAACAGUCAACACAGCCUCGCAUGAACCUUCACAAUGGGCACCGUGCACGCAAAAAGUCCCGACACAGAUGAGGGUGUGGGCGUUAAGAUGGAUCUCCAGGCCCUUAAGCGCCUGGACGCUGCCAGGGAGAGGGAGAUAAAGAGGAGGCUGAGGCUUAUGAGGGGCAGGCUGGCCAAGCUGAGGGCCAAGGCCAUGAACGCCAGCCUCGGGAAUGUCAAGGCGCGGGUACAGAGGGUUCACGUGGACGGCCUGGCGCGGACCAAGGACGACAUCGUGAUCAACACCGUGCGUGACGUGUUUGCCGCACAGGACUUCCAGACGGUCAUAAUGAAGAUCCAUGAGGCACGCACGAGGCUGGCGGGUCUUGGCUGCUUCAAGGACGUAGGUGUGUUCAUCGACACUUACACUGGACCCGACGCUCUGGAGGACGGCAUAGAGGUAACAUUUGAGGUGCGUGAGGUCAACCUGGUGGGGGCCAAGAUUAAUACCAGCGUGGGCAACAACGAGGGGUCGGUGUCCACGGGCGGGGUGAUGCGUAACCUGCUGGGCCGCGGGGAGGAGGCAGCCUGCGAAUACUCCCACGGCACCAAGCGCACCUCCUCCUUCCACACCACCUUCACCAAGCCCUUCCACAAUGACGCCAGCACAGUGCUCAACAGCAGUGUGUACCAGCAGGCGUCGGAGGCCCCCUGGUCAGGCUACAAGGAGCUGGACCGAGGCAUCCUGCUCUCCCUCGCCUUCAACUCAGCACCUAAUGUGCAGCAGAAGCUCAUCCUGGACGGUGUGUGGCGCCACAUCGCGUGUUUAUCCCGCUCCACGGCCUUUGCGGUGCGUGAACAGGCCGGCCACUCCCUCAAGUCCUCCCUCAGGCACGAGCUCAAGGUGGACCGGAGGGACGACCUUGUCUUCCCCUCAGACGGUGUGGCCUUUACUCUCAAGAAUGAGUUGGCGGGGCUGGGCGGAGACAUCGGCUUCCUGAAAAAUGAAAUAGACCUUCAAGUGAAUGUUCCCCUGCCCAAGGACAUUGUGAUCCAGGGCACACUACUGGCGGGACACCUCCUGCCGCUGCGGAACAACAAGACCCACUGCAUCACCGACCGCUUCCUACUGGGCGGCCCCAUGAACCUGCGCGGCUUUGAGAUGUCUGGAGUCGGCCCGCACAGUGACGGAUGCUCGCUGGGGGCUGAUAUGUACUGGGCAGCGGCACUCCACACCUACUCCCCGCUCCCUCUUCUUGGCCGUGGGGGUUCCAUCAGCGACAAGUUCCGCCUCCACGCCUUCGUCAACACUGGCAACAUCGGGGACUUUGUGUUGACCGAUGACUACCGCCAAAAUCUGCAAACUCUUCUCCGUGAGGUUCGUCUGUCCUACGGCGCCGGGCUGGCCAUGAGUCUCGGGGGCAUAGCGCGUGUCGAACUCAACUACUGCGUCCCUCUCCUGGUGCAGCGGGGCGACAGGCCGAGCCACGGACUGCAGUUUGGGGUGGCGGCGAGCUUCCUCUGAGUUUGGAGCUGUCGGAAGGAAGGUUGUUGUCGUCAUGUUAAAGUCACACACACGCGCACACACACACGCGCCCCCUUUGAUAUUGUGUUUUGGUCGGACUCUGCCUCUGUACUCCUCCUCCUCCUCCUCCUUAUUCUUGUUUUCCUUUUACAGACCACCUUCAUUGUUCUCAUAUCACUCCCUUCCUUCUCCUCCUCCUCCUCCUCUUUUUUUUAUUUUCUCCCCCCUUCAUAUUAUCAUGUGGAAAAAAUUGGGCGGCUUUUCCGAUACCCUACGCCCCUGUCCACCCAGCAGUGAAUGGGUACCAGGUAUUAAUCGGGGGUUGUGUCCCGUCUCCUGGGGUCUGUUGCCUUCUCCUAUAAUUCCUUCCCCUUCUGUCUCUCUCCGGCAUAUGACCACAGAUGUUGCGCCGACUAAACCAAACUUUCCAACUUUUAUAUUGUCAUUGUUUUUGUAGCAUUCUCCUCUUCUUCCUCUCUGCUUCCUCCACCUCCUCCUCCUCCUCCUUCUCCUUCUGCUUUUUCUUCUUUUCCUUUCUGUUCUGAUUAUCACCUUUAUUGUUUUCAUAGCUCUUCCUCUCUUCCUCCUCCUCCUGCUUCUUCUUCUCUUCUCAUUUUCCUUUCUUUUUAGGUUUUAAUUAAGAUCUGAAAUGUUCUUUAUCCAUUUUUUGUUAUUGCUGUUCUUCGAGUUUUUGGAUGACCUUAUUUUUCCGCGGUUAACUUUUAUAUUUACUUUCUGAUAUGUUUAUUCUCGUUUUCCUUUUUUUGUAUUUUUCCCCACGGUUGUUUUCCCCGUAUUUUCCCUCAUGUUAUUUAUACUCAUCCUCCCUUUUCUCACAUCCCCUUCCCUCCCCCUCCCCCUACCCCGAAGCCCCUCUAAUGGAUGCUGCUGAAGAUAUGACCUCCCGUACUUUUACCAUCAUUGUUAUUGUUAUCAUCAUCAUCAUCAUCGUCAUGUUAUCAUUCAUCAUAUCCAGAGGUCAUGUGUCAUCUCAUGGCUACGCUACUUUUUUUUUUCCCUUUCAUCUUGGUAGAGUUUAUGGCUCUGUUAGACGUGAAUUUUUUUUAUAUGACGAUAUCCCUUUGUUUUAAGUCAUUAGGGUUUCUUAGCUAUAAACUUUUCCUUCUGCCUUUUUCCUUGAAGUGUGUAUUGCUUUGUUAGGCAGGAACUUCCCUUUUUAAUAUCGUACAGACUAGACUUUCCUUUUGUCUUGGUAUCGUUAGACUUUCUUUUUCCAUUUUUUGUUGUUGCUGUUCGUUGAUUGUCAGUUUUGGGAUGACCUUAUUUUUCUGCGGUUAACUUUUAUAUUUACUUUCUAACAUGUUUAUUCUCGUUUUUCUUUUUUUUGUUAUAUUGUGCUUAUUUGGCCCUCUCUCGCUCGGUCCUCACUUUUAUAUUGGUUGCUGUGUUAAACUUUAUAUCCUUGCAUUAACGUCUUCAUAUAUUCUUUUCCUUUUUCCUUUUUCCUAGAAGAGUGUAUUGCUUUGUUAGGCAGGAACUUCCCUUUUUAAUAUCAUACAGACUAGACUUCCCUUUUGUCUUGGUAUCUUUAGACUUUCUUUGAUAUGAAGUUCUGUUGUUAUAUUGUGCUUAUUUGCCCUCUCUCACUCGGUCCUCACUUCUAUAUUGGUAGCUGUGUUAAACUUUAUAUCCUUGAAUUUAACCUCUUCAUAUAUUCUUUUCCUUUUUCCUACAAGAGUGUAUUGCUUUGUUAGGCAGGAACUUCCCUUUUUAAUAUCGUACAGACUAGACUUCCCUUUUGUCUUGGAAUCUUUAGACUUUCUUAGAUAUGAAGUUCUGUUGUUAUAUUGUGCUUAUUUGGCCCUCUCUCACUCAGUCCUCACUUCUAUAUUGGUAGCUGUGUUGAACUUUAUAUCCCUGCAUUUAACGUCUUCAUAUAUUCUUUUCCUUUUUCCUAGAAGAGUGUAUUGCUUUGUUAGGCAGGAACUUCCCUUUUUAAUAUCAUUCUUACUUGUCUUUCCCCGUUUUGGGAUCUCAAGGCUUGGUUGAAUACCGUCACCUUCGUAAACAAACCACCUAAGUCAUUUCUACCUUACAGGAAAUCAGAAAAGAACUGUUAUUAUCUUAUUUGACUUAAGAUUUAGGCAGAAAUGAAAAGGCCAAUUCUAGAACACUUAAACCCUGAAUGACGAAAGCAACUAUACAAAAAUGGGCGUCACAUGAUGAAAAAUUGAUGUAGACAAAAACCUGGAAAUCACUGAAAAAUGACUUAGACAAUUAUUUUAUGAGUAGACAAUUAUUUUAUGAGGGUGACGAUAUGAAUUUCUGUUUUUAAGAUUGUACUGACUUGGCCCUCUUUCAUUUGGUUCUCACUUCUAUAUUGGUAGCUGCAUUAAACCUCAUAUCCUUUUUUUAUUCAAGUGACUCGGUCCCCCUUACAUUUAACCUUUUCAUAUAUUCUGUAGAAGCUUAAUACUUUUUACCCACGUGCCAAAUUUUAUCAUAUGCUGACAUUCUUUAUACAGCAAAAAAAAAGAAUCAUUAUAGUUUUAGUUGGACAGGACUGUGAGCAUUAUUUUCAUAUUGCCAUUAACCCGUUAGCAGCAGGGAUCACGUUUCCUAAUGGUCCCUCUAAGCGAGAAAAAUGAGUAAAAAUCAUCACUCACACAAACCAUUUCAUAAUACAUAUCAAAGCAUUUGUGAUCAGUUUAUGCAUCAUCUGUUUUGGGGGGUUUAUAUCAUGGCACAAAUUUGGCCCAUCGCUGCUACACGGUAAAGCCACAAAUUUGGCCCAUCGCUGCUACACGGUAAAGCCACAAAUUUGGCCCAUCGCUGCUACCGGGUUAAAUUCAUUGUCUUAUCAAUAUCUAUUUGCCAGUGACUUUAGUGAACUUUUCAUCUAAGGAGACAGUUCAAGGGGAAAACAAAAGUAAAAUAAAAAAAGCCUGCAAUGCACUGAUCGACUGACUUUUCAUGUCAAAAAAAUGGGCGUCUUUUCCGAUACCCUACGCCCCUGUCCACCCAGCAGUGAAUGGGUACCAGGUAUUAAUCGGGGGUUGUGUCCCGUCUCCUGGGGUCUGUUCUCUUCUCCUAUAAUUCCGUCCCCUUCUGUCUCUCUCCGGCUAAUGACCACAGAUGUUGCGCCGACUAAACGAAACUUUCCAACUUUCUUUCAAAAUUUUCAUCCUUUUAGUGCACGCAUCAUUUCUUGCCUCCUGCAUCACCCAACUUUUUUACCUUUUCAUACAUCUCUUUUUUUUUCAUGUACAAAUGACAAUUAUAUGUAAAAGAUUAGCAGCAGCCACUUUUAUUGUCAUGUAUUGUCUUUUUAAUUAAGACUUCUAUGCAAAAUUCCAGCAAACAUCUUUAGCUAUGUAUUCCUACUUAUCCAUUUAUUUGUUUGUUGACUCAUUAAUUUGUACAAUACUCAGACGAUACAUUAGACCGACUGAAAGAUUAACCCGGUGGUAGUAGUGGGGAUCAUGUUUUUUAAUGGUCCCUCCAAGUGAGAAAAUCACCCCCCACACAAACCAUUUCAUAAUAUAUAUCAAAGCAUUUGUGAUCAGAUUAUGUAUCAUCAAUAUCGGGGGGUUUAUAUCAUGGCACAAAUUUGGCCCGUCGCUGCUACUGGGUUAACAGCAGCAACUUUUUUGGUGUGUCUUGUGUUUUUUAUGUUUUUUAUUUAAGAGUUGGAUGCAGACUUCCAGAGAACAUCUUUAUCUAUUUAUUCUUACUUAUUUAUUUAUAUAGUUGUUUGUUGACUCAUUUAUUUUUAGAGUGUUUCAAGUUUCUUUAGGCAUCAUGAUAUUUUUUCCUUUUAUAAUUCUGAUCCCUUGGCAAGAUCAGCUGUCGACACACUUCACUGCCAGACGCAAACAUUCAUAUCAUUUUAGUGCCGUGCCAACCGUGUAUCCGUGAAUAAUAGCACUAGAAUGGCUGAUGUCUCCCUAAGUUAUGCCUCCUCAGUAAUGUAUCCCUAUGUUACUACUUUCUCCCUACAUAAUAGUUGUAUUCCUCAUUAGAGAAUUAAUCCUCUUCCAUUUCCUCUUGACCCAUUCCAUACUGUGACGCCAACAUUUGUGUCAGAUGGAAAGGGUUAAGCCCCACCCACACUUACCCAACAUCCACCAAUCAGAUUAGACCUUCCCAGCAUCCACCAUUCACAUGCAACCAUUGUCAGAGGAGGCGUGGCUUUCAUAUAGGUUUGCCAAUGAUAGUCCUUUACUGGGAAAGUGGGUGGAGCAUAUUUGCCUAAUUAACAUGAAUAGAGUCUUAGAGGAUGUUCAAGGGGGCGUGGCUUGCUUGUGGAAUAGCCAAUGGGGUACACUUAUUAGGGAAGGGGGAGGAGCCUAUUUGCCUAGUUAGUCUGAAUAGUGUAGGCCUAGUGAGCAUAGGUAUUGUGGCAGCUAGCAGGGGAGGCAGAUAUCAGGCAGCAGGGGAUAGCAGACAGGUGACUGCUAACAAGGGGAAAAAAAAGUAAGGGAGGAAGAGAGGAAGGGGGACAAAGAAAAGGGAAAAGUGAAAGAGAGGAGGAAGAGAAAAGGGGAGGAGGAGGGAAAAAGGAGGAGAAAGAUAAGGAAAUUGAAAAAAGAAGAAAGGAAUAGAAAGGGAGGGGUGAAUAGAAGAAUAGAAGGAAGAGGAGGAGGAGGAAUAUUAUGGUGAAAAAGAGGAAUGAAAAGAAAAAAAUUAGAAUAAAACAGAGAAAAAGGAAAAGAAGAAGAAGAGGAGGAGGAGGUACAAAGGAAAGGGAAAAGAAGAGAAGGAGGAGAUAGAGAGGAAACAAAAAAGAAGAGGAGGCAGAGGAAAGAGGAAAGGGAAAACAAGAGGGAAUAGAGGAAAGAAGAGGUACAGAGGAACAGGGAAAAAAGAGGAAAAGGUGGAAGUAGAGGAUAAACAAGAGGAGAUGAUAGUUAAAAGUCCUCUUGAAAACCCCAUAAGAGGACCACCAUCGCAGGACCAAUACAGUGUCAAACAAAAGGUGUGUAUAGACGUGACGAGGGCGCAGCUGCCUGGGUCGUGGCGCUUAUUGUGAAGGCGGAGGCGGUGUUGAGGCCACUCGGUCGCCUAUGCAAGAAUCAUUUAUUGUACAGUGUAAAAAUACAGUCAUCUAUAUUUA